AUGGAAUUGAAUAAUAAUUUCUUUUUAAUAAGGAUUGCUGCACCAAUGAUUGCUGCAAUGCCAACGACACCACCAACCACCGACCCAACAAUAAUUCUCCAAUUGUUUGAUUUUUCGCAGUCUUGGUUACCCUUUUCAAUGAGCAAUGGUGAGAAAUCAGGGUCAAGGAUACACGAUUGGCAUGGAGGCAAACCGACUCCAAUCAACGAGGAUAACUCUCCAUUGCCAAGAGACGUUUGA
This is a messenger RNA of Cavenderia fasciculata, 240 nucleotides long. RefSeq lists its product as uncharacterized. Bases 1 to 240 code for a protein of 79 amino acids. The record is from RefSeq and is a predicted model, not a curated record. The transcript has a single exon. Lineage: Eukaryota; Evosea; Eumycetozoa; Acytosteliales; Cavenderiaceae.